Molecule: messenger RNA, 406 nt
Organism: Musca vetustissima
Lineage: Eukaryota; Metazoa; Arthropoda; Insecta; Diptera; Muscidae
Product: cytosolic endo-beta-N-acetylglucosaminidase-like
Exons: 2
Biological process (GO): protein deglycosylation
Cellular component (GO): cytoplasm
Molecular function (GO): mannosyl-glycoprotein endo-beta-N-acetylglucosaminidase activity
Source: RefSeq, a predicted model, not a curated record
AUGUCAAUUCCAUUGUCUAUUGCAGAUAAAUUAGAAGCUGAAGCCAUACACACAAAUGAACAAUUGCUGGAAUUCAAUGUGCGAAGUAAAGAUGUCAAUUGGCAUGAAUAUGUAACGCCAAAGAAGCCAAGAUCCUCACCCGUCUAUCUGCAGAGGCAAUUUAAUUUAAUUAGUAAUUAUCGUGAACCCAUUGGUAAUCAUAAUCGGCGUAAGGUGUUACUAUGUCACGAUAUGAUGGGCAAUUAUUUGGAAGACAGACAUUAUCAUUCGUCAAAAAAAUAUGAUGACUAUCGAUUUUAUCAUUGGUCAGCUGUUGAUUAUUUUUGUUAUUUUAGUCAUAACUAUAUUACAAUUCCACCAUGUGGCUGGAUAAAUGCUGCCCAUAAACAUGGUGUCUCCGUAUUGG